AUGCCACCGUCCAGUACCAUUGGUAGGUCCACGUCUAGUCAGCUGCUGGCGUACCUCGAUCAAAGUCAGGAUGACCUGCCAGUACCAGGCCCACAUGAACCCGACUGCCCACAACCAGGGAGGCCUGCGACAUUUGACUUGCCUGUGUACACCGAGACAGCACGGAUCAACUUUGUUCUGGGCACCAUGACUGCAGAAGAAUGUGCCAAUGCCAUCAACAGAACAUACGACGAAGCUGUGCAUUUUCGGCCGAAUGCCUUCGAUGUCCUCAGUGGCGGUGUGGGCAAAGAUUUUGUGAACCAGCUCAGCCAGUAUCUGCUGGUGUUUGGCAAUGCCGGUCCCUUUGAAGGCCAGGCUCUGAAAGUUGCCAUGGUGUUCCAGCUGCUACUCCUCCAGAAGCCGUUUCAAGCUGCCACCUCCUCGCAUGCCAAGUGUCUUAAGCGUCGUCUGGAGCUGUGGAGAGCAGGGGCGCUUUCAGACCUCCCGGUGAAUGUCGCACCAUACAUAACCAGCUGGAAAAGCAACAGGCGCAACGGGACAGGAUCACCAGUCACCACCGAUAAUGCCAGACGGUUUGCUUCGCUUGUGACCGACGGCAAACUGGGUGCAGCACUGCAAUAUCUGGAUGAUGACACCUCGGGAGGCAUACUUGACCUGGAUGACAGGAUUGGCGACAGGCCAGUCAGAGAUAUCCUAGUGGAAAAGCACCCCCUUGCCGAACCAACCCAACCGGCCGCCGUGCUUCCCGGCACACCUCCAGCACCACCACACCCCGUACGGUUCGAAGCACUCACUCGAGAUGUUGUUCGCCGGGCUGCACUCAGCACCCAUGGCGCAGCAGGCCCCUCUGGAGUGGAUGCCGACACAUGGAGACGAAUGUGCACCGGAUUUGGUGUUGCGUCAGACGACCUUUGUGAUGCGGUGGCCUCAUGUGCAAGGCGCUUGGCGACAUCCAUGGCAGACCCCUGGUCACUGGAAGCCCACACGUCAUGUCGCCUAAUCCCAUUGGACAAAAAACCGGGAGUCAGGCCCAUCGGCAUAGGGGAGGUUUUAAGGCGGAUUGUGGGCAAAGCCAUCCUCAGCCUUCUGCGAGACGACAUCCUGGAAGCAGCCGGCAGCCUACAGCUUUGUUCCGGUCACGAGUGUGGAGUAGAAGCCGCUAUUCAUGCCAUGAGAGAAGUUUUCGCAGAUGACGAAACGGAAGGCCUCCUUCUAGCAGACGCCUCAAACGCGUUCAAUUGCUUGAAUCGUGCUGUAUAUCUGCAGAACAUCCAGCAUCUUUGUCCAGCCAUGUCACCAGUUGUCAUCAACACUUACAGGCAACCCGCACAGCUCUUUGUCGGUGGAGAAGUCAUCCUCUCUUCCGAAGUCUCUACUGCAAAUACUGUGCAAGCCUGGUUUGCUGAUGACUCAGGAGCAGGUGGCAAGCUGAUGCCUUUGCGUGCAUGGUGGCAUAGCCUAACAGAGCAAGGUCUUGCCUACGGCUAUCAUCUCAACCCGUCCAAGUCGGUUCUCCUGGUUAAACCGGAGCAUUAUGAUCGAGCAGUGGAGAUGUUCGCCGACACUGGAGCUGCAUACGCUGCACUCACCCAAGGCCUGCAGAAUAAGUGGUCUUUCCUCUGCCGCACCACACCAACAGCUGCAGCUGCUCUGACGCCUGUGGAGAAGCUGCUAAUGGAGAGGCUCAUCCCCGCUCUUACCGGCCAUAUUGUCAACUCGGAGGAAAGGUCAAUUCUUGCGCUUCCAUGUCGUCACGGAGGGCUCGGGCUGGGCAAUCCCGUGGAUCUCGCAUCCCAGUAUGAUGCAUCGCGAAGGGUGACUGAGUCCUUGCAGACCAACAUCAAGCUGCAGACUAUGGCGCUCGGCUCUGCAACCAGUCUCGUUCGUACUGCCAAGGCGGAGGUGAGGAUAACAGCACGGAAUGCUGUCAAAGCCCACGCCCUGCUGCUCCGCUCCAGUGUGCCGGAGGCCAAGCAGCGUGUAAUCGACCUGGCUGCGGAGAAGGGCUCUUCCAGUUGGCUGACCUGCAGGCCCUUGAAGCGCCAUGGAUUUGCCCUCUCCAAAGCGGAGUUUCGCGAUGGAGUGCACCUAAGGUACAACUGGCAACCACAGCGCAUGCCAUCAGGGUGCGUUUGUGGAAGCCAGUUUACUGUGGCCCAUGCCCUCUCGUGCCCCACCGGCGGUUACCCUACCAUCAGGCAUAACGAGAUCCGCGAUGUGACCGCUGGUUUCUUGAAGCGUGUUGCCACCAACGUAUCUGUAGAGCCUCAUCUGGAGCCCCUGAGUGGGGAGCAUCUGAGCUAUCGCACCGCCAUCCGCGACGACCAGCCUCGCUUGGACGUAGCAGCAAAUGGAGUGUGGGGAGGGCGGUUCGAACGCACCUUCUUCGACGUCCGGGUGUUCAACCCUUUUGCGUCUUCGAACCAGUCCUCCUCCAUUUCUGCCACCUACGUUCGCCAGGAGAAAGCGAAGAAGAGAUCGUAUGAAGAGAGGCUGCGGGAGAUCGAGCAUGCUUCAUUUGUCCCGUUGGUCUUCUCGACAACCGGUGGCAUGGGCAAGCAAUCUGCCUCGCUUUACAAGCGAAUUGCAUCUCUCAUUGCUGAGAAAAGCGGCGAACCGUAUUCGGUUGUUAUGUCAUUCAUCCGCUGCCGCCUUAGCUUUGCGUUGCUCAGAGCGAGUGUCAUGUGCCUGCGUGGUGGUAGCCGCUCUGUUUUCGCUGUACAUGCACCUGUCUCUUCUUCUGCCUCCCUAGUUGCUGCCGAAGCUGGCACUUCCCGUCAUUAAUUUUAUAGUCUU
Molecule: messenger RNA, 2796 nt
Organism: Sycon ciliatum
Lineage: Eukaryota; Metazoa; Porifera; Calcarea; Leucosolenida; Sycettidae
Exons: 3
Coding region: 1-2784 (927 amino acids)
Source: RefSeq, a predicted model, not a curated record